Messenger RNA from Entrophospora sp. SA101, 845 nucleotides. The record is from the annotation of a GenBank genome assembly. NCBI's taxonomy places the organism in Eukaryota, Fungi, Glomeromycota, Glomeromycetes, Entrophosporales, Entrophosporaceae.
GACCACCACCAACACCACUAGAUACUCUGGAACUUUUUGAAUAUCUGAAAAUAUUAUUAUCUGAAGAUAAUGCUGAGAUUCCAGAUUCAACUGAAUCAUCAUUGUCUCAUGAUAAUGCUACAAAUUUAUGGUAUGGAGAACCAUUAUUUACAAAUAUAGCAAUAGAAAUGGAUGAUGGAUUAUGCUAUGCAAAGAAAGCUGAAAAUUUAACUUGGCCAAUUUUUUUAAAUUUCUUGUUAAUCUUUCUCUCAAUAAGAAAUUUCUUGCCUACGAUAUCUUUAACUGUAAGCCCCUCGAUAGUAGUAUUAGUAAAGCAAUCAAAAAUUUUUGCUCUAGGAGGAUCAAUUACCAAGAUUGAAAAAAAUUUAUCCACAUUUUUGCUUCCAAUGGGUUUAGCGCCAACGUCCUCAACAAAGGUAACUAUACCUUUGGCUUCAUUACUGCCAGCGAAUCUUGCAAAAGCACCUUUGACUGUAUCUUUUGAUUAUCAAGAAUAUAUAGGCAAAGCUGCUUUUGCAAGAUUCGGUGACAAUGAUAAAGUCAAAGGUGUAGUCACUUUUGUUGAAUCGUUUGACGCUGGCAGUAGUAAUCGACGCCUAGUUAUAACUGCAGUGUUCUCCAAGGGUUUUGUGAGCUCGAGUAUUAGUGAUUAUAAAUUUCUCAUUGAAGGCGGUGGUAAUCUGAAUGAUAUUUUUUCAAACUUGGUAAUUGAUCCUCCUAGAGCCAAAAUUUUUGACUGCACUUUUAUUAUCAAUGGGCCUAAAGUUAAAGAUCUCAUUGGAAAGCAAUUCGUUAUUAAGUUAAACAAUAAACAAAUUGGCCGUGAUAAAAUUUCAGCUAUUUAA